Molecule: messenger RNA, 2787 nt
Organism: Leptosia nina
Lineage: Eukaryota; Metazoa; Arthropoda; Insecta; Lepidoptera; Pieridae
Source: the annotation of a GenBank genome assembly
AUGGCAACUGAAAAGGACAAAAGAUUACAAGGCAUCGCCGCUUUCGAUAAACAACUGCACUACUAUACAAUAACAUUUGAAAGUGGCGAAGAAGCGAGGCUGUAUAUUCUCAACGACCACGUGUUCCGUUACUAUAUGUCACCGACAGGCGAAUUUAUGGAUUAUCCAAAACCACACAACACCGCCGAUACCGCAAAAAUUAUAGCUAAAGACCAAGAUAGCUACGGAUAUGAGGCACAUAACUAUUCAACGCUCAAUAACGAAAAAUUACACUACAUUGUUCAAACGAGACACAUAAGCAUCGUCUUUGAUAAGAUAACAACAACAAUAAAAGUGCACGAUACUAGACGCAACAAAGAUGUAUUGAUCGAGUUCACCUCCUUAUCGUAUGACGACGAAGAAAGCACACAAACCUUAUUUCAAAGUUCUGAUGAGUAUUUCUUCGGCGGAGGAAUGCAAAACGGCAGAUUCACGCACAAGAAUGAAGUUAUAGACAUAGCUAACACAAAUAAUUGGAUUGACGGUGGAGUAACUUCACCUUGCCCUUUCUACUGGUCUACAAACGGCUACGGGAUACUUAGAAACACUUGGCAGCCAGGAGUAUACGAUUUCGGAGUUAACUCCAGCGAGAUCAUACAAACUACUCACACCGAGAUAAAAUAUGACGCCUAUUACUUCAUUAGCUUCCAGCCAAUGGACAUUUUAAAAGACUAUUACGAAUUGACAGGAUAUCCUUUAUUAAUGCCAGAAUAUGCGUUUUACGAAGCACACUUGAACGCAUUCAAUCGUGACUAUUGGGUCGAAGUAACUCCUAAUACUCAAGGAGCAAUACUAUUUGAAGAUGGCAAAUACUACAAGUGCUAUCAGCCGAAAGAUAUGGACGAAAAGACUGGUAUUUUGGAAUCACUAAACGGCGAGAAGGAUAACUAUCAGUUCUCAGCCCGAGCUAUGAUAGAUAGAUACAGACGACACGAUAUGCCUCUAGGAUGGUUUAUACCCAAUGACGGUUAUGGAUCGGGCUAUGGCCAAACAGACACGUUAGAGGGCGAUAUUAAAAACCUAAAACAGUUUUCUGACUACGCUGCGCAACAGGGCAUUGAAGUCGCCCUAUGGACUGAAUGUAAUUUAGAACCUGUAGAUCCUCUUAACCCGAAGAAAGGUGAUAGGGAUUUGGCAAAGGAAGUGAGUAUAGCUCAUGUAGUAGCCCUAAAAUGCGAUGUCGCAUGGAUCGGAGAAGGUUACUCCUUUGCUCUAAGUGCCGUCGAAAACGCUUCCGAUAUUUUUGUGAAGAAUACUAAGCGACGGCCAAUGAUUAUAAUGGUGGAUGGAUGGGGUGGCACGCAAAGAUAUGCUGGUAUUUGGAGCGGUGAUCAGACCGGAGGGGAGUGGGAGUACAUCCGUUUACACAUACCGACAUAUAUCGGAUCGGGCUUAUCCGGCAUGCCAAUUGUGGGAUCUGAUAUGGACGGCAUUUACGGAGGAGGCUUAAGAGAAGUCAAUAUCCGAGAUUAUCAAUGGAAGACAUUCACUCCCCUACAAUUGAAUAUGGAUGGCUGGGGACGCAUUCCUAAGACACCCUUUAGCUUUGAUGAAGAAGCACAAACGAUUAAUAGAGCGUAUUUAAAAUUAAAGUCAAUAUUAAUGCCGUAUAACUAUACCUUGGGAUAUGAAGCUAUCCACGGAUUGCCGAUGAUCCGAGCUAUGUUUUUAGAAUUUCCACAUGAGACCAGUUCAUAUACUAACGAUUCAAAGUAUCAGUUUAUGUGGGGAUCAAGUAUCUUAGUAGCACCCAUCUAUAAUGAUAAAUCCUGUAAUGACGAUUCUAUUCGCGACGGUAUUUAUCUUCCAGAUAAAAAUCAAUUAUGGAUAGACUUUUUUACAGGUCAGAAAUUUCAAGGCGGUAAAAUUUACAACAACUUCGUAUCACCCUUGUGGAAGAUACCAGUAUAUAUCCGAGAAGGAUCUAUUAUACCUAUGACAACUCCAAAUAACAACCCUAACGAAGUAAAAAGAGAUACGAGAAUAUUCACAAUUUACCCAAACGGUAACCAUAGCUUCGUUUCUUAUGAAGAUGACGCUAUUUCUUCAGAGUAUUCAAAUGGCCAGAAAGCAGAAACACAAAUAAACAUCGUCGGGCCAACAUCCAAUGCAACUGGGUCACUGCUCGUAACGAUAUAUAAAACUAACGGUUCUUAUAAAGGUAUGGUAAAAGAUAGAACUACGGUACUGCAAAUAAUGUGCACGAGAAACAUAAAUAAGCUUAAGGCGUCUGUUAACGGUGAAAAUGUGAAGCUAAAAAAAGUGCACACGGAACAAGAUUUCAAACAAAAUAUCAAUUGCUAUUGCUUUACUAAGAAUUUCGUUAUUAAUCCAUUCAUGAACGAAAUAAGCAGAACUGGACAGAGUUUUUUGUUAAUAAAAAUAGAUAAAUUGGACAUAACUUUAAGUGAGAUUAAUAUAAAAAUUGCAGACUAUACAAACGAUGCUGUUAUUUUUGGUAGAACAGGUGAAGUUGAUUCAACUAUUCCAGCACCAGAGGGAUUCCAAGACAAAGAAAAUACUCCUAAUAGCAUAACCAUGGAAUGGAAAGAUGUUGAUAAAGAUUUUUAUGAAAUUGAAAGAGACGGUGUCGUAUUUACAAAUAUAGUAGGUACAAAAUUCACUUUCGACAAUUUUGUAUGCAACAGUGAACACAACUUCAGAAUUAGAGCUGUGAAACAUGGUAAAGUAUCAAACUGGACCAAAUUGGUCACAGGAAAGACGAAGGAGGACCCGUAUAAAGUAUAG